AUGGCGGUGACGUGCGACUGCCCGAUGUCGCAGCCGGGCCCCACGCUGGCGGCCACGUGCGGCGGCGGCGCCUUCAUGCUGUUCAUGGGCCUGCUGGAGGUGUUCCUGCGCUCCCAGUGCGACCUGGAGGACCCCUGUGGCAGGGCACAGUACCGGCGUCACAUGGACUCGGUGUACGACUUCAUCGUGGUGGGCGGCGGGUCGGCGGGCUCGGCGCUGGCGGCGCGGCUCAGCGAGGUGCCCGAGUGGCGGGUGCUGCUGCUGGAGGCGGGCUUCGAUGAGCCGACGGGCACGCAGGUGCCGUCCAUGUUCCUGAACUUCAUCGGGUCCAGCAUCGACUGGGGCUACACCACGGAGCCCGAGCCCGCCGCCUGCCUCGGGGAGAAGGGACGCAAGUGCUACUGGCCGAGGGGGAAGGUGCUGGGCGGCACAUCAGUAAUGAACGGCAUGAUGUACAUGCGCGGGUCCCGAGCUGACUUCGACUCGUGGGCGGCGGCCGGCAACGAGGGCUGGGCUUACCAGGACGUGCUGCCCUACUUCCUCAAGUCAGAGGACAACAAGCAGAUAGAGCAGAUGGACCAGGGCUACCACGCCACCGGGGGCCCGCUCACCAUCUCUCAGUUCCCCUACCACCCCCCGCUCAGCUACUCCAUCGUUAAGGCUGCUGAGGAAUUAGGCUACCCAACAAGAGACCUGAACGGCGAGACGCACACGGGGUUCACGAUCGCGCAGACCACGAACCGCAACGGCUCGCGGCUGUCGGUGGCGCGCGCCUUCCUGCGCCCCGCCAAGCACCGCGCCAACCUGCACAUCAUGCUCAAUGCCACGGUAACCCGCGUGCUGAUCAACCAGACGACGCGGCAGGCGUACGCCGUGGAGGUGCGCAACAGCUUCGGAGGCACCGAGACCAUCUUCGCCAAUAAUGAGAUCAUUCUAAGCGCUGGCGCGGUAGGCUCCCCACAAAUCCUGCAACUCAGCGGCGUGGGUUCCCCCGAAGUCUUGGCUCGGGCUGGAGUCCCUCUGGUCCACAAACUGCCGGCAGUGGGGCAGAACCUUCACAACCACGUGGCACAUUUCCUGGGCUUCACUAUGAACGACAACAACACCAGCCCGCUCAACUGGGCCACCGCCAUGGAGUACCUGCUGUUCCGGGACGGACUCAUGUCUGGCACAGGUAUAUCGGAAGUGACGGGUUUCAUCAACACCAAGUACUCGGACCCCGCGCUGGACAACCCCGACGUUCAGUUGUUCUUCGGCGGGUUCCUGGCCGACUGCGCCAAGACCGGCAUGGUGGGCGAGCGCCUCGACAACGGCUCCAGGUCCAUACAGAUCAUACCCACGGUGCUGCAUCCGAAGAGCCGUGGGCGGUUGGAGAUCGCGUCCGCUGACCCGUUUGAGUACCCGAAGAUUUAUGCCAACUACCUAACCCACCCAGACGACGUGAAAACCCUGAUCGAAGGCAUCAAGUUCGCUAUCCAGCUGUCGGAAACGAAAGCCCUGAAGAAGUACGGCAUCAAGCUGGACAAGACACCCGUGGCUGGCUGCGAGAAGAUCAAGUUCGGCUGCGACGCGUACUGGGAGUGUGCUGUGAGGAUGCAGACCGCGCCGGAGAACCACCAGGCGGGCUCGUGCAAGAUGGGGCCUAGGGGAGACCCUACCGCUGUGGUGGAUAAUCUAUUGCAGGUACAAGGGCUGGACCGGCUGCGCGUGGCGGACGCGAGCGUGAUGCCGGCGGUCACGUCGGGCAACACCAACGCGCCCACCAUCAUGAUCGCCGAGCGCGCCGCAGACUUCAUCAAGCAGCGGUGGCUGGGAGCUACUACUCCGCCCUACCCUCUCGGCAACGGCGGAGUAUCGAACGUGUUGCAGGCGGCGGACUCCACACAGUACAUGACCUGGCAGCGGUGGGCUUAAUGAGGCUUUAAAGUUUAAGUUCCAUUGUUCUAACAAAUUUUAACUGAAAUAGGUACCAUAUAAAUUUUAAAUCUCAUGUUA
Plutella xylostella (diamondback moth) is the source of this 1995-nucleotide messenger RNA. It is a transcript of the gene Gld, whose product is annotated as Glucose dehydrogenase. Gene Ontology annotation, molecular function: flavin adenine dinucleotide binding; oxidoreductase activity, acting on CH-OH group of donors. Lineage: Eukaryota; Metazoa; Arthropoda; Insecta; Lepidoptera; Plutellidae. The record is from RefSeq and is a predicted model, not a curated record.